CAUGAUUUGGAGCAUGUCUCUCUCCAAAUUUAUCUCAAGUAGUACCCACCUCAUCAGGCUUCCUUUAGCUCCUCAGAAAUUAUAAGCUCUUUUCUAUUUUGGAGACUCUACACAUGGUGUAUCCUCUGCCUGAUAUCUCUUCACCUCUCUUCAUUUGGAUAAUUUAUGCUUAUCUUUCAAAUUGAGCUUAAAAUUCACUCUCUCAGAGAUUUUCCUUAAUUACCAAUCUAUGUGAGAAUUACUGUCUAUUCUUUCCCUUUGUGAUACAUUUUACAAUUUGUAAUUACACCCAUUUUUAAAUGUUCCUCACAAGAGUGUGACUGGUAUCCCACUGUGCUUGGGAACUAUCAUAGUGCCUGGCACACAAUAGGGGUGAGAGGGGAGGUAAGAUACCUAGUCUUGACUCUCCCCUUAUUUCUUCCCAAGGGAGGGGGAGGAAUAUAAUCAAAUUGGAGAAUAAGCGGGAAUAAAUUUCUCUCUUUUGGGGGGAAAGACAAUGACAUUACUUGGCUUGUUCUCUUCCCCUGUCCCACUAGCCCUUCUUUGUGGGAAGUACUGACUUGGCCCUGCAUUGCCUUGAUUGCAAAGAUAAUUAUAUCCAUUUGGGGGUUGGUAUUAGGGAUCCCAUUGUCCGCUGACUUAUAAGCUACAUUCUUCAGUUUUUGCUUUAUGAAAAAAAGAAAUAAUAUUUGGGUCUGCACAAAUAACUUUCUCAAUUGGUUCAAAACCUGGGGGAGAGAGAUGGGGAUGUGUAUCAAGCCUCCUUAAAGACCUUUCAACUCUCAAAAAGAAGAGAAAGAGGCUGCAUAGUAUUUGCCCAGAUUUUCCCUUUAAUAUUUCCCAUUAAUUUGCUCCCUGUUUCUCAGAAGAAGUGAGUGGGAUGAUGAGGCAAAGACAAGUCCAAAUUUAUUGCACAAAUGGUACUCCUUUAACACUGAAGGAAAUGUCAGAAACGGGGAAGAAAUGUGCUGUUUUAAAAAUAAGUGAUCAGUACAUACUUGGGGAGUUAACUGAUGAAUGAAAGAGUAUAAUAUGGUGCCAUAAACUGAGCAGUUAAUUCCUGCUGACCAAAGGCUGUAACACUGUAAAUCCAGGGAGUCCCCAGUGAUCACAUCAGACCUACCUUACCUAGAUUUUGUAAAAUCUCAGAUAACUAAAGAAGCACAGAAUGGAGCUCUGGAACUCCACCUUGGGAAGUGACUUCAUCUUGGUGGGGAUUCUGAAUGACAGCAGGUCUCCUGAGCUGCUGUGUGUCACACUCUCAGCCCUGUACAUUUUGGCCCUGACCAGCAAUGGCCUGCUGCUCCCGGUCACUGCAAUGGAUGCCUGGCUCCAGGUGCCCGUGUACCUCCUGCUCAGCCAGCUUUCUUUCAUGGACUUGGCGUUUGCAUCUGUAGUUACUCCCAAAACACUUGUGGAUCAUCUGCUUGGGGAGAACGCCAUCUCCUUUGGGGACUGUGCCUUUCAGAUGUUAGUAGACCUCACCUUGGGAGGUGCAGAGGACCUCCUGCUGGCAUUCAUGGCUUAUGACAGGUAUGUAGCCAUUUAUCAUCCUCUGAACUGCAUGGUCCUUAUGAGGCCAAAGAUCUGCUGGCUAAUCAUGGCCACAUCUUGGAUCCUGGCAGUCCUGAAUGCUGUGAUACACACCUCAUAUACCAUGCACUUUCCUUUCUGCAUGUCCCAGGAAACAAAACACCUGCUCUGCGAGAACUCACCCUUGCUGAAGUUGGCCUGUGUAGAUACCUCCAGAUGUGAGCUCAUGGUGUACAUGACGGGUGUGACCUUCCUCAUACCCACCUUUACUGCUAUCCUUGCCUCCUAUACUUUUGUCCCAGUUGCUACACUCCACAUGUCCUCAGGAGAGGGAAGGCAGAAAGCUCUGAUCAUGGUCUCUUCUCACCUGACUGUGGUAGGAAUGUACUAUGGGACUGCCAUGUUUAUGUAUAUCCAGCCCAGUUUAUACCAUGGACCUCAACAGGACAACAUCCUCUCUCUAUUUUAUACUAUCAUUACUCCAGUACUGAAUCCACUUAUCUAUAGUCUGAGAAACAAGGAGGUAAUGGAGGCCUUCAGGAGAGUACUGGGGAGAUUAACUUCUGUCCAGAGACUGUAGAUGCCAAUGUCAUAUGGAAGCCCUAGUGCCUCUAGAUGAGGCCCCAUAUCUGCUCUUCGUCUUAAGCUAUCUCCUUCCACAUUUUGAUAAUUCUGAAAAUCUAACAAACUGGAGGUAAGUCCUCAUUUGGCCUUAGAGACAAAAUUUUGUCUGCAUCAGCCAUCUGUUUCAAUAGCUAAGGAUGUAUUCAUUCCUCUGAUCAACAUCCCAGGAUCUGCUUGAAAUUCUCAUUCAGAGAUGAUCUUAUUUUUCACUUCAUAUUUUUCUUUCCUCUCCCUACAACAAUCCUAUACCCAAUCA
Molecule: messenger RNA, 2413 nt
Organism: Equus caballus (horse)
Lineage: Eukaryota; Metazoa; Chordata; Mammalia; Perissodactyla; Equidae
Source: RefSeq, a predicted model, not a curated record